Messenger RNA from Caenorhabditis auriculariae, 5727 nucleotides. Lineage: Eukaryota; Metazoa; Nematoda; Chromadorea; Rhabditida; Rhabditidae. The record is from the annotation of a GenBank genome assembly.
AUGUCGUCGAACUCGUCCGACGCCGGCGGCUACGUCCCCAUCACUUGUAGUUCGUUUCCUUCCUUUUUAAAGACAUUUUUUGUGACUAGCUAAAUAAAUCUGUAUGAAAAAACGAGAAAAUGUGAAAAUAAGACUCUGCAGCCAUCACAAGUGCACCAACGACUUCGACCGCUUCGAUCAGUUCUAUAGCCUUGCCGUGUUCUUCGACGUCUUCUUCGUUUUUAGCGUCGCUAGGCUCCAAGCCAGACGCUCUGCCGAGGCCUGGGUGAGUAUCGAAAUAAAUGUUCAUAACGAAUGGUGUAGGAUUUGUAAAGCCAGGGUUCUUAAUUCUCUCAGUGUCUAUCAGAGGUGAAGGAUGGCUGCCCACUGGCCGCCCUGCCUGCCAAGCCAUAUACGCCCAAAAGGCAGAAAUGACUUUUUCAAAAGUCAACGUUGCGCGACGGUCAUUUGUAAGGCGAAAUCGCCCUAACAAUCUAGAAGCGCUUGUUUCGAGCAAUGUAGAAAAUGUAGAAAACUCGUGUACAUAAAGGAAUCAGAAUUUUUCAUUGUUAAAAAAGUUCGAACAUAACGAUUUUUUAUUUUUUUGGAACUUUCCGACGGAGAAGUUUCCAACUAAUCAUUUUCCGACUUUUUUUCCAGAUAAACUCUUUUUUUUAAAUCUUCUUAUAUAGAGUAGGUAGUUGAUUCAUGAUAAAAAAACACAAAAAAAUAGAAAAAAAGGUUAUUAGAUAUUUUAUAAACCGCUUGAAAACUCGCUGGCUUUUUUUCAUACCACCGAAAAAAAUCUAGGAAGAGAUCUAUACGCCUUCCACUCUUAACGAGGUGGCCUGGCGUAGUACGAUUUUUCUGUCAUGUGACUUUUUUUUUGGAAACCAAUUGAAUCAAAAGAAAUACUUUUGCAUCAAUUUCAUGACGUCUCAAAAUUUUUUGGUCAGAGUAGUUCUCCAGUGAGAUUGAAAAUGUAGCCUACUGACCCGUUUCGGUGACAAUCCCCGGCUGAAAUAUCUGUUACAGUAGGUUAAAAACGUUAACACGGAGUUGCGAAAAAAAAAAAUUAGUUCAAAAUUUACAAAAUUGAUAAUGAUUAGUUCAGGGUGUUAUCGCCACGUACUUGACCUACUUGCCAAAGACCACGUAAAUUAAUGGCUCAUUUCUAUCGUUUGGGCUAAAUGGCUUGGCUUGGCCGCCAAGCCAAGGGCUGCCUUUUCAGUCAUUCACCUCUGGUGUCUAUGAACUAUCAAGCUCGAUAAAUCUUCAAAUUUUCAACCAUUUUGCCAUCAAAAAAAGCUUGGUUCAGCGCGGCCGUUUGUAGUGCACUGGAUUAUCAAAAACCCUUUUUUUAAAUAGGAGAUGAUCUUAAAAUCUAUUGAAAAGACCACCUAGAAGGUUAGAAAAAGUGAUAAAAUUGAGCGAACAGUCCAAGUCUCUGUCUGUUCUUUUUUUUUACCUCCGGGAGCGUAUCACACUGCAAGUCCCACCUCUUGAUUGGUUUAUCAAUUGCUGUCACUUUUGGGCAGGAACUUGCGCCCCACAGACCUGCGGGACGGCUCCUUUUGUUGCUUCUUUUCCUUGACUCCAUGAUAAACGGCGAUGUGUGGUCUCAAGAAUUUCCGCGAGUUUUGCAGAACUCCGAAGCAGAUGGCCACGCCCACUUCGUUGUCGGAGUGGCAGCUUUUGGCUGUUCUGCACCGCGCCAACCUCGUGCAGUACUACGAGAUCUUCAUCUCCCAAGGUUUUUCCCUGUUCCUUUCAAUUCUCUAACUCUGGGACUUCUCAAACAUUUAUAAUUCAAAGAUGAAUGAGUUUUCGCUGUGGGAAAAAACAAGAACUCGAAAGUCCAAGCUGAUAAGAGCUAUCGCCAACUGGUACGGGAAGCUUUCUUGUGCCUGGCAAGCUGUCAGGCACAAAAAAAGCGUCUCGCGUGCCUUUCUGACGAGGGUCUUUCAUUUUUUGAUAAGAUUUUUUGUAAUGAUCAUACCGCCGUGUAAAAGUAGGGUCAGACAAAACUAGGGACCGGGAAGCCCCGCCCCUUUCCGGGAUAAAAUGUUCGCGUUUUUUGGUAAUUUUUCACAGAUGUGUUUGCAUUUUUCGUACAAACACAGUAUUAUGAAUAGAUAAUUGAUAAAAGAAAUAUACAGAAAACUUUUCGUUUUCAUUCUUUGGACUUUUUUUUUAGUUUUGAUGUGUACCAGCGGAUUUUCGUACGGAAAACUGAAACGACUUUUAGAAUUGGCUAAUUAUUCUAGGGUUUCAGUUUUUUACUUUCGUUUCCGCUUUCUUUAUUAUUUUCAAAGUUAGUUUCAAACUUGGGAAGUAACUUUUUGAAGCAAAAAAAAACAAGCUAGGCCAAAACUUUGCGUGAGCGCUCAAAGUCAGGAAUUUCAUUUGUGUUAUAUGGGUUUUUUUAAAAAAUUUUCUCAAAAUAACUUUUUUAGCAAUAAAACUUUUUGUAGGAGGCGACGACAUCAACCAAAUAAUGCAAUGCGACGAACACGAAUUCUUGGAAAUCAUGUCCCUGGUCGGCAUGCUGACGAAGCCGCUGCACGUGCGCAGGCUCCAGAGAGCCCUCAAUGUUCGUUUUUCGUUUCGAGUUUGCUGCGAGAUCUGUCGGCAUUAUUGGACUGUCGUGAAAAUAUCAAUCGCAAUGAGUUGAUGCUUUUUUUUCCAUUGGUGAAAAGUAUUCAAUCAAAAAAAUGUUUGGAAAAGAAUGUUGAGAUUCCGAAGAAAUUAUUUUAAAACAAGUUUUUUUUUUCUUAAAGUUUCAAAUUCUUCUAAAUCGAGAGGAAACAACCUUUUCGAAACACAAUUUACUAUUUUUGGAUUAUUUUUUUCAUUAUCGUUUUUUAAACUCUUUGGUUGGGUCACGGCGACGGUCGAACUUGUGUAUUUACUAUUGAUCACAGUGAUUAAUGAGUUCCAUCAAAGCCACGUGUAAAAUAAUUUUUUGUUGUUUCUUCUGUAAAUAUUUGAGUGUCUUAUGGCGUGUGUCGGAUAAAACGGAAACUGCUUCGAAACGCGAAAAAUUGCUCCAAAACAAAAAUAAGCACUGUUUGGGAGCAACUUUGGCGCGCCGAUAAACAUAAUUGUUCGUUUUGAAGCAUGUUCCUUUUCUCCGAUGAUUCGCCAUUGGUAUUUCACCAAAGUGUCCUUUCAAAUUCAUAACCUUGUGUAUUUUUCCAGGAGUUUUCGAAGGAUCAGUCGGCCUUCAAUCUGACGGCUCUGCAGCAGAUUGGACCUCCUCCAGUCAGUCCGUACACUCUGAACGGCGCGGAUCCGAUGUCGCUGCUCCUGCCUGGUAGUUCUGGACUUGCCCUCUCACCUAGACGAGUCUUCAGGCAUUUCCAUGCUCAACUCCCUGUCGUCUAGUUCCGAAGGCGUCGCUUCCGAUGCGACUUCUCCUUCUCACAACGCCGUCGGCUCUUCUUCUUCUCACGGCGGAAACAACUCGGUAGCGUUGGGUUAGUCGAACUGUGACCGCCAGCAAACACGCAAGCUUCAUCUCUUUCUGUGAAAUCGAAUUCUGAUUGAAAGAAAAAUUGUAAAAAGAAAUCAUUGUUUUCCGAUUUUCCUACUAGUGAGCCUCUCCUCUCGUCUUAAACCUGUCAAUUUCAAAUUUAGAGGGGAUUCAACAACGGAAGGCUGGGUUAUUUCAAACUACUUCAAAACUCUUUAUUUGGCACCAUCUUAACAUUAUUCUCUUAUGAAACUUUUUGCUAGACUGAAAGUUAAAUCGAUGGAUUGAGAUGAAGCUGCACAUUAGUAGCUCAGUUGUGUUCGCUUUGUUCUUUCGUUUGGUUCGUUUCAGUUCCCGCAUCCACACAUACUUUUCACUGUUCUUUGUCACCCUUUCGCCCCUCUACUAGCAAAAAAAGUCUGAGUGGUUGUCAAACUUCUGGCGGUGUUUUUCGAUGUUUCCAAUAGCCGGCAAGAAAAGAAGACUUCAGCGUUCGAGCUCGCCCCUCCUGUGCUCGAGCCUAUGGCCCCUCAUCGCCGUGUCGUCAGCAGCGGCCGCGAAGACGUCGUCGUCGGCAGCCCUUCCGUCGUCGCCUCUGGCCUCGUCGGCGGUGCCUCCAGCAGCGCCGGCAGCGCCAACGUCGGCCAUCCGCGAGCCACAGCCAAUAUUGUCUCGGGAAAUCACAUUGGCCAGUAUUUUGGCACAGCAACACCAUCCGCCAGCGGCUCUCUUCUCAGACCCCAACCUGACCCUCAGCAGCAACAGUCUGUUCCUGUCAGCUCUCGAAGACCAACUUCCGCCUCCAAUCAAGAGAAAGAAAGGCCGGCCAGCCCUUUUCUAGUUCUACCUAACAACGAUUUUGUAUCACUUGGCGAUUUCGAUCCUAGUGAGUUUCCGUUUUUGUCUUUUUAUCUUCCAAAAGCUGUGGUGCGACAUUUUUUUAUUGCUGGGCAUUUAUGAAUUCAAGUCUGCCCCAACGGAUAAUUUCAUCGCGAAUGGAAUUUGAGUGGAAUUAUAAGAGAAAAAGUUGGUUUCAAACAUAUGGGAGUUUAAACAAGUACAUGAUGUCUUUUCGUAAAUUUUUUGAAAAUUUACAUUCAUGAUGACUACAGCUGUCACUGCCAUGAAACACCGCCCCUUUUUCCAAGUUCUUAAUAAUUAUAAAUACAGUAGGAUAAUGAGAAGUUUGAGCUUCAGAUAACCUUUCUCAAACGGAGAGUCCCGUCCUGUCUGCUGCUCAAAUAGCUCGCUUAGCUGAAUGUUCCCUGACUGCGAGCCGACGAUUGCCCGACCUUCAACCUAGAUAUGUUCAGAACAAAAAGCGAAUCUCAAAGUGAGACUCCAAAUGAGAAGUUUGACGUUAUCUGGGUCGGUUCAGAGAAGUGCUCGACUUGUUGUCUUCGUCUCCAACAUCGAUGCCUAACAGAUUAGAACAGUUUCGAAAGUUCAGCGCAAUUUAUGGCCGCUUUGACACAAGAAGGAACCCACAUAAGGUUUCCGAAUAGCUGUCGAAAGAAAUAAUUUUGAUGAAAGGUUCUUUCGCUUCAUGAAACGGCGGUGAACGAAGCGGCGGCUCAAAUUUGUCUGCAAGUUCCUGCUCUGCUCACUCGACGCGACGAGCUCUUCCCAUUGGCCCGGCAGGUAGACCUUUCGAAAACUGCAAGAGCAAGAUGAACCAAAAAGGCCAGAGUAUUUCAAGCCCAGCGUAGAAGAAUGAAAUGGGAACGAACUGACAAUUUUUUGAAAAGCUUGGUAAACCUUUCAGAAUCAAAAAAUAGAAUACAACCGUGUCUUCCUAUCUGGAGCAUUUUUCGAAAAAUUUUUGGCUUUUGGGUUACUGCGUUAUAUUCAGUUCUUUGGUAAACUUAGCUUAGUAAAAGGUAUUGGUAAAAGUAAAAGGUAUAUAGUUUCACAUUUUUUUUCGGAAAUUUUACAUUCGGAAAAUGGAGUUUCAACCAAUCACUGGCAAGCUGUUUUGCAGAUCGUCAAGGAUGCAGGCUACCAAUACGCGAAGAGCCGAAAAAGACCCUGCGAACCAGCCGAUCUGCACUCGCCGAUGAGCUCGCCGAGCAACAGCCCUCCGCCUUCCGGAGCUGCGGACGACGGCUUCGAGACGGACUCUUCGCAGCCGACGCCUUCAGAACCUCGGUCCCGUGAACAAGUCGGUAAAUGUUCAUCUUCUUUCUGAGAAACGGGGCAGUCUCCUCACAUUGUGUUAUUGUGAACGAUAUCUGCCUAUAACUGCUUGAACUUUUCCAGAUCACUCGAGAUAG